Molecule: messenger RNA, 2391 nt
Organism: Cavenderia fasciculata
Lineage: Eukaryota; Evosea; Eumycetozoa; Acytosteliales; Cavenderiaceae
Exons: 7
Coding region: 1-2391 (796 amino acids)
Source: RefSeq, a predicted model, not a curated record
AUGAGAGCAAGCAAUGAUCGUUUUAUGGAUGGUGUUUGUGCAUGUUUUUUCGAAGUUCGUCCAAAUCUUGCUGCUUUUGGUCUGUGUCAAAACCAACACUCUAUUUUUGUCAAGAAUGUUGUAUUAGAUUUAAAAGGAGGAGGUGGACGUAAAAAGGUGUUAUCAUCAAAUACAUCUCAUGUAAUUACAUCACAGACAACAUCAUCAACCUUUAACAACAAUCAAGAUCAAGAUGAAAAGACUAAAAUAAGAUAUCAAUGGGCAAAGAAUAUGUUGAAUUGGGAGGAUGGUUCAUAUUCAUUGAUCACUAGAGAAGAGUUUAGAACCAAUAUACUAUACUCUCUAUUCAUCUUUAUCACCUCUUUUAUAAUCUAUGUAAAGACUCAAUAUCCCGAUGUAUCUGGAGGUGAUGCUGGAGAAUUGAUUAUUACAGCACAUCAACUUGGUAUUGCUCAUCCACCCGGAUACCCUUUAUUUACCAUGUUUGGUCAUUUCUUUGAUAGCAUCAUUCCGUUUGGUACCGUUGCAUGGAAGGUAUCAACAAUGUCUUCCUUUUUCGGUGCAAUUUGUUCAUCUGUCAUCUAUCUAGUCAUUAAAUUAUGGAUAAAUGAUAAUUGGUGUGGAAUGGUAUCAGCAUAUUUAUUUACAUUUUCACCAUUGAUUUGGUGCUAUCAAAUUCAGGGAGAGGUAUUUUCGAUCAAUAAUCUCUUUGUUGCACUUAUCAUGUUAAUGUCAGUGUGGUAUGUUCGUGUCAGAAUCUACGAAGAUCAAGUACACAACACUUCAUUUUGGACAUCCGAACGUAUUGGGUAUCUAUCGGCAUUUGUUUGUGGAUUGGGUCUCACCAACCAACAUACAUUGGUUGUCAUUGUCGCCCCAUUUGCAUUUUGGUUGAUGUUGAUUGGCGGACGUGACCAGUUUUGGACAACCAAGUCUUUGGCCAACAUGUCGCUCUGUGCACUUGCCGGACUGUCACCCUAUCUCUAUUUGUUUGUUUCACCACGUGUCAACAAGGUUCAAUACUCUUGGGGCAAUACCGCCACCGUCUCUGGGUUCAUCACUCAUUUCCUUCGUCAGGAAUACGGUACUUUGCAACUGUACAGUGGUGACAGUGGUACCACUCAACUCAUCGAUCGAAUCAUUUUGUACUUUACCAAUCUCUCUGAUCAAUUCUCUACCGUUGGUGUUGUUUUUGCCUUGAUUGGUUUAUUAUCUUUAUUAUUAGGUAGUAAUUUUAAGAGUUUCCAAUCCAAAUCAAUUGGUACAAUGAUUUUGUUUACAUUUACCUUUUAUGUAACAUUCUUUUUCAAUCUAUGUAAUUUACCAAUUGAAAAACCAUUGUACAAGGGUGUAUUUUUACGUUUCUUUAUGCAACCAAAUGUUAUCAUCUCUCUUGCCAUUGGUGUUGGUUUGAAAUCAACAUUUAACAUUAUUUCAAAAUAUAAUCAAUCUAUCAAAAAAUAUUUAUUACCAAUUGUAUCUAUUGUUAUGAUUAUUUAUCAAAUCCAAUUAAAUUAUUGGAUGCAAGAUCAAAGUGAUAAUUAUUCAUUUAGAGAUUAUGGUCAUGCCAUUUUACAAAACCUUCCACCAAAUGCCAUUCUAUUGGUUGGUGGUGACCUUGUAACCAAUGUCCCACAGUAUCUCAAGCUUUGUCAUGGUGUUCGUACCGAUGUCGAUAUUAUCAGUCUCGAAGUGAUGAGUUGGGAUUGGUUCACAGUCACUCAAGGUCCAGUGUACAAAAAUGUAAUUUUCCCAGGAAGAGUCUAUCAUCCAAAUCUCUAUGAUGGAUUCUCAUUAAAAACAUUUUUAGAUUCAAAUCAACAUCGUCCUGUUUUCAUCUCUGGUGAUUUUAAAUACGGUGAUAAUUCAUUCCAACAACAUUAUUAUACAUUAUUUAGAGGGUUUUCAUCACAAAUUUUACCAGUCAAUGUUGAUCGUCACCACUAUCAAAUUAUAUUAAAAGAGUAUGAAAAGUAUCCAAUCUUUAAACUUCCAAAUGACACUGCCAAGUGGCCAGAGGAUUCUUGGGAGUACUUCCUCGUCAACGACGUUGCUACACAUCUUGAAAAGGGUGCAGAGAAUCUAUUGAGUACCUAUCUAAAGGAGAGUGGUGAGGAAAGCGACAAUGCAUUGCGAUUGUCAAUCAAGAUGUUGACACACGCUUUGGAAAUCCGUGCUGGCAAGUGCUGGGCACUCAAACACCUUGGAUUGUCCUAUGACCAUCUUCGAUACCGUAUCAUGAACAACCAAUCAACCAAAAACCCUCACUCACUCUAUGAAAAGUAUACUCAACAGUUGCACUACUAUUGGGGUCAAUACAUAGAUCAGUGUGCUCAUGAAAAGGAUCAGGAUUGGGCUACCAUCAAAUCAGUUAUUCAAACUAAUAAAUAA